GUCGAAUUGACCAUUCCACAACCAUAGCCGCAAACUGAGCGUGCUUUUUCUACAAUCUCUUGUCCUCUUUGGUGGGACCAUUCCUGCAGUUGCACCCUCCUAUUGACGCGCGGGUGGUGGACGGCGUCUUGGUUUGCGCUCCCGGAUUAUAAAUCGGAACAGGAACAGGAACAGCAGCCCGAAAUACCAAUAGGAAUAGGAAUAGGGGAAGGAGCAUUUGUACAACACCAUGGCAUCCUCAGCCGCAGCCGGCUUCCUCGGCCGCUCCAGUAGCAGCAAUGCGAACAUGCGCGGUCUGGUUCAGUUCAUUGCCGACUUGAGAAAUGCCCGAGCACGCGAACUCGAAGAGAAAAGGAUCAAUAAAGAGUUGGCGAACAUCAGGCAGAAGUUCAAAGAUGGUAACUUGAGCGGAUACCAUAAAAAGAAAUACGUCUGCAAGCUGCUGUAUAUAUACAUCCUCGGCUGGAACGUUGAUUUCGGCCAUCUCGAAGCGGUCAACCUCAUCUCCGCCAACAAGUACUCCGAAAAGCAGAUCGGAUAUCUGGCUGUGACCCUGUUUCUCCACGAGAAGCACGAACUCUUACACCUGGUGGUGAACAGCAUACGAAAAGACCUACUCGAUCACAAUGAAUUGUUCAACUGCCUCGCUCUGCAUGCCAUCGCCAACGUGGGCGGCAGGGAAAUGGGCGAGGCCCUCAGCGGAGAAGUUCACCGGCUUUUGAUUUCCCCAACCUCAAAGGCGUUCGUCAAGAAGAAGGCGGCCUUGACUCUCCUUCGUCUCUACCGCAAACAUCCAGGCAUUGUACAGCCCCAAUGGGCAGAGCGGAUAGUGUCUCUUAUGGACGACCAGGACCUCGGCGUUGCUCUCUCUGUCACCUCCCUCGUUAUGGCAGUGGCUCAGGAUGACCCUGAUGCAUACAAGGGCGCAUAUGUCAAGGCUGCCUCGAGACUGAAGCGCAUCCUGAUAGACGGCGAUUGCUCCUCCGACUAUCUCUACUACAAAGUGCCAUGCCCGUGGAUACAGGUCAAGCUUUUACGGCUGCUACAAUACUUUCCUCCAUCAGAGGAUAGUCAUGUUCGCGACAUGAUUCGGGAUUCGCUGCAGAAGAUCCUCAAUAUUGCCAUGGAAUCGAAUAAGAACGUACAGCAGAACAACGCCCAAAACGCAGUGCUCUUUGAAGCCAUCGACUUGAUCAUUCAUCUGGAUACGGAGACAACGCUGAUGCGACAAAUCUCAACACGCCUUGGCCGCUUCAUAACCUCGAGGGAGACGAAUGUGCGAUAUCUUGGUUUGGAGGCUAUGACGCAUCUGGCAGCCCGCGCAGAGAACCUGGACCCCAUCAAGCAGCACCAGGACGUCAUUCUCGGAUCUUUGAAGGAUCGCGAUAUUAGUGUCCGCAGGAAAGGUCUCGACUUGCUGUAUAGUAUGUGCGACUCGACCAAUUCCGGGCCUAUCGUAUCCGAGCUGCUACACUAUCUCCAGAAUGCCGACUUUGCGAUCAGAGAAGAGAUGGCUCUUAAGAUCGCCAUCCUUACCGAGAAGUACGCCACCGACAUUCAAUGGUACAUCAAUGUCUCGCUUCGUCUCGUUGCUGUUGCUGGAGAUCACCUGAGUGACGAGGUUUGGCAACGGGUCAUUCAAAUUGUAACCAACAAUGAAGAGCUUCAGGUCUAUGCUGCACAAAAUAUCCUCCAGCACAUCAAGCAGGACCACUGCCACGAGACCUUGGUCAAGAUAGGAGCUUACAUUCUGGGAGAGUUCGGACAUUUAAUCGCCGAAGAAAGUGGUUGCAGUCCGAUCGAGCAGUUCCUUGCCCUGCAGGGCAAACUCCCGGCUUGUUCCUCCAGUACACGCGCCAUGAUUCUCUCGUCUUUUGUCAAAUACGUCAACUUGUUCCCAGAGAUCAAACCUCAGCUACUUCACGUCUUCGAGAUCUACAGUCACACGCUGGACUCAGAACUCCAGCAGAGAGCUUGCGAAUACCUGACGAUUGCAAGCCUGCCUACUGAUGACCUGUUACGGACGGUAUGCGAUGAGAUGCCAACCUUUCCUGAGCGCCAGUCCGCUCUCCUAUCAAGGCUACAUCAGAAGCAUGCCAAUACCAGCGACAAGAGAACUUGGGUCGUAGGUGGAAAGAGCGCCAAUGCCGACGCAGCCGAACUUAACAUGGCGAAAAACGCUGGUCUCAAGAGGACGUUCAGCUCGAACAACGGCAAUAGCAAUGGUACCGGUGCUAAUGAGGGUGCCAAUGGUACUAAUGGCCACGCAAACAAUGACCUCAUGGGACUGGACAUGAGCGCCGGCCCCAACGAACAGAAAGCACUCAAACCUCCAAACUUGGCCAGUGCCGCUCACUUGUCGCCCGGCUGGGAACAGGGCUACUACAAGCUGUUGCUGAAAGCAGACGGUAUCCUAUUCGAAGACGGACAGAUCCAGGUUGGUGUCCGCUCCGAGUACAGAGGGCAAGUUGCCUGCCUAAUUCUGUACUUCACCAACAAGACACCGGCGCCAAUGACAUCCUUUACCACCACGCUAGACCUUGACGAGAGCGAAAAGCAGAACCUGACAUGGGACGUGAAGAACAUGCCAGAAAGUCAGAUUUCACCUGGUCAACAAUCAAGAGAAGUUAUCAUGUUCGAAUGCAAGAAAGUCUUCGAGAAACCACCGACGAUCAGAAUCAGCUAUCUUGCCGGCGCCCUGCAAGCAUUCACUUUGAAACUACCAUUGACUGCCCACAAAUUCAUGGACCCGGCCGAACUGGCUGCUGACGAUUUCUUCAAACGCUGGAAGCAAAUCGGUGGUGCGCCCCGUGAAGCUCAACAAAUCUUUGGUCUGGCGUCCAAACACGAUACCCGUGAGAUACACGAGACGUUCAUUCGCAAGACAGUCCAGGGCUUCCGCUGGGGCGUCCUGGAUGGCGUUGAUCCGAACAGCAAGAACUUUGUCGGUGCGAGUGUAAUGCAUACGAGCGGAGGUGGCAAGUUUGGAUGCUUGUUGAGGCUGGAACCGAACUACGCUUCUCAGGUGAGAUGACCCUUCUACCUCCCGUGAGCAUUAACCUGCUAACACUCAUCUGCAGAUGAUCCGACUGA
Truncatella angustata is the source of this 3093-nucleotide messenger RNA. RefSeq names its product adaptin N terminal region-domain-containing protein. Gene Ontology annotation, cellular component: membrane coat; AP-2 adaptor complex. Bases 230 to 3034 code for a protein of 934 amino acids. Gene Ontology annotation, biological process: intracellular protein transport; clathrin-dependent endocytosis. Lineage: Eukaryota; Fungi; Ascomycota; Sordariomycetes; Amphisphaeriales; Sporocadaceae. The record is from RefSeq and is a predicted model, not a curated record. Gene Ontology annotation, molecular function: clathrin-cargo adaptor activity. The transcript is spliced from 6 exons.